AUGUUCCUAAUUGGCAGGAUUGUGUUCUUUGCGAUCGGUUAUCGAAUCUUCAGAGCAUUCUAUGAUUUAUAUUUUCAUCCCUUGACUGGAAUUCCGGGACCAAAACUCGCUGCGAUUACCUACCUAUAUCAAACAUACUACAGUCUCUUCGUUGGAGGGAGUAGAUUUUACAUCCAGAUCGGAAAGCUGCAUGAGCAAUACGGACCUGUCGUCCGAAUAACGCCAGACGAAGUCCACCUCAGCGACCCCGAGAACUAUGACUCUAUAUACUACAUCGGAUCCAAAUACGCCAAAGUAGAACAAUACUAUGCAAGCAUGUCAUGCGGCUACUCCAGCUUCACCACCAUGUCCAAUGAAGCUCACCGCAUCAAGCGCGCACGUCUCAACCCCUUCUUCUCUAAGAAGAAAAUCAUCGAAUUCGAAUCUAUCAUUCAAUCCAACGCUAAGAAACUGUGUGAUCUCGUAGCGCGCAAAUUCGAGGAAGGAGAAGAGAUGGAUUUGCAUCAUGGGUAUAGAGCUGUAUCUGUGGAUGUCAUUACCGAUAUUGCGUUCAAUCAGUGUUAUAAUUUACUCGAUAGGAAGGAUAUCGGCGAGGAGUUUUUCACCCUGUUCGAGAAAAUGGGGUCUACGAUGUGGGUAUUUCAACAGUGGCCAUUUUUCAUGAGGAUGGCAGAAUCAUUGCCGCCGAAAUGGGGUGCGAAGAUGAGUGGACCGCUGGCGCAGGUAUUUCGAAUUCAGAAUCAUUGCAGCGAAGCAAUUGCCAGCGUCGAGGUAGAUAUCGCUGCGGGAAAUAAGUCUGCCGCUCGACAAACGAUUUUCCAUGAUCUUCUGACUCCAGAUCCAGAACAAGGAUGGGUUGUACCACCAGAAGUCCAUCUUCGUGAUGAGGCUUUUGCUAUCUUGGGAGCGGCUGCUGAUACGACGGGGAAUGCGAUGAAUUUUGCUACUAUUGAAGUCACUAAUGAUCCGGUCAUGUACAAGCGACUCUGUGAUGAAUUGAGGGAAGCGUUUCCUAAUCCGAAUGCUAAGCCCGACUUUCUGACUUUGGAGAAGUUGCCUUUCUUGACGGGAGUGAUCAAAGAAGCAUUCCGACUUUCUUUCGGCUCUCCUGGGAAACUUUCGAGAGUGGUUCCAGAAGGAGGCGCAACUUUCAAUGGGCACUUCCUCCCAGCCGGAUCUUUCGUCUCGAUGGGAACAUGGGAACUUCACCACAACGAAACAUACUUCCCCAACGCCACAAAGUUUGAUCCGGACCGAUGGGCCGACCCCGCUAACGUAAAACAUAUGGAAAAAGCCUAUGUGCCGUUUGGGAGAGGGACCAGGAUGUGUAUCGGCAUUAAUCUGGCAUAUGCAGAAUUGUAUGUCGUGCUAGGAAAUAUGUUCAGGAGAUUCGAUAACAUGAGACCGAAUGAGUUGAAACCCGAGGAUAGGGUGUACAAUGAUUAUAUCUCGGCGAGAGUCCCGCUUACGGCGACGAGAUUUCACGUUAGUGCUGGGGAGAAGGUUGGGUGA
Molecule: messenger RNA, 1512 nt
Organism: Mollisia scopiformis
Lineage: Eukaryota; Fungi; Ascomycota; Leotiomycetes; Helotiales; Mollisiaceae
Product: cytochrome P450
Exons: 6
Coding region: 1-1512 (503 amino acids)
Molecular function (GO): monooxygenase activity; oxidoreductase activity, acting on paired donors, with incorporation or reduction of molecular oxygen; heme binding
Source: RefSeq, a predicted model, not a curated record